GAAACCCAACGUUAUUCCUAGUAGGAACCUAGUUCGGCCAUUACAAGGUACUCAUGCUUCGACACAAUUUUGGUUGCAUGAUCACACUUAUUGCAAGGAUGGCAGUAAGCCAAGGAGUAAUCGCAGUUGUUUCGUGGUUGGCUGCACAGCAAAGAGCAGCAAAGGUAUAAUCCUUCACAGCUUUCCGACAAAUAAGAGGAUGGCGAACGUAUGGUUAACUGCAGUGAAAACUUCCGGAAAGGUGACAAAAAGCGCAAAAGUCUGCAGUCAGCAUUUCCAUGAUAGCGAUUAUCGAACAGGUACCAAACUUCUUACCAAAAAUGCUGUUCCUUCUAUGAAUCUUCCUACCACGCUUCUACAAAAAACCGAAAAACAAAGGAUUGCUCAGAAUUCAUAUGCCCGGAAAUUUCAAAGUCCUCGGAAAAAUAAAGCAGUGCCUGUUGAAAACAGCUCUAAUUAUACAGGUGAAGGUGAAGCGCGUGCCAGUGCGACUGAAGUCGUUGAGAGCAAUUCGGAUCACUUUGAUGCUCAAGAUACGCAAGGUGAGGAUAAUCUGAGAUUGCUGGCUGAGUUGCCCUUCUUUGAGGAUGCAGCACAUGAGAAAAAGCAAAGCGAUGAAACUUCGAAGAAUCAACAUUUAAACCACGAUAAAACACCGAUUGAAUUUGCUUUCCAGGAAAUACGUAAAACAGAGAACAUGAUACUGAGCGAUCUUUUAGUAACUGACAAAGACAUAAAUGUCUGGACAGGUGUCCCGACUCUUGAACUCCUCGCUGCUAUAGCACUCGCAGUAAAGCAUUUAGAAGACCAUGUAUAUACGAAGCAGUACAAGAUGCACACUACAGAUCGUGUAAUCCUUACGAUGGCAAAAUUAAAGCAAAACAUAUCGUUCGUCGCACUAGCCACGCUGUUUCGAAUUUCUCCGUCAUCAGUAUCUGAAUAUUUUUCGCACACGGUCUUCUUAUUAUCUGAAGUGCUGGGCAGAAUGGUUUACUGGCCGUCGAUGGAGGAAAUUUCUCGCAAUAUUCCCUUCUGCUUUCAAGAAAGUUUUCCACGUGUGCGUUGUGUACUUGAUUGCACUGAAAUUGGGAUUAGUUGUCCUAAUUGUCUUAAUUGUAGAAUUUCGUGUUACUCCAAUUACAAGCACAAACGUACUGCCAAAUUUCUCCUUGGUGUUACGCCGGCAGGAUUGAUAAGCUUCUGUUCGCGAGCAUACUCUGGAAAAGCAUCUGACAAACACAUUUUCCUGAAAGAAAAUUUUAUCGCCAAGCUGGACAAACACAAAGAUGAGAUUAUGGUGGACAAGGGCUUUGCAAUCGAAUCUGAAUGUCUUCAAACGGAAUCCGGCUUCACAUUCCCCUAA
Molecule: messenger RNA, 1363 nt
Organism: Armigeres subalbatus
Lineage: Eukaryota; Metazoa; Arthropoda; Insecta; Diptera; Culicidae
Exons: 2
Coding region: 200-1363 (387 amino acids)
Source: RefSeq, a predicted model, not a curated record